Cyclocybe aegerita is the source of this 1209-nucleotide messenger RNA. NCBI's taxonomy places the organism in Eukaryota, Fungi, Basidiomycota, Agaricomycetes, Agaricales, Hemipholiotaceae. The record is from the annotation of a GenBank genome assembly.
AUGACCUUAUCUACGGUCCUGGAUAGCACAACUUCCAAUCAGUCUUAUGACUAUUCUUCGUCGCUGAGGGCAAACAAGCGGGCGGUCUCAUCUCUUCGGUGGUUUCCAAAACUUACACCAUAUCGAUUGGUGGUCCUCUCGACGACAAUAGGCUUAGGAACCGCCAAAGCUAUUUCAAGUUAUAUCGGAUAUGACACUAUAUCCAUAACAUUGGAAUGGAUAUCGGGAGUUGUGCUGUUUCUAGUGCUUCAUUUAUCGGGACACUAUGACUCUCCCAGCAGCAAACCGGCGUCCAAGUUCCUGCGAUGGAUCUUUGAUAUUGACUGCCUGGACUUGCUCUGGAAAGUGCUCAGCCUCGUGUGUGUUCCUCGCCCCAACUACCUGUCGGAUGAACUUCCAAUGCCCGAGAAAAGCGAGCUCUACGGAUAUCGCGUCCAGGUCACCUACUACCGCCUCCUCGUCUCAGGCACUAUAUUCAGUUUCGGAGUAGGCAAGGCCUCUUUGGUGUAUCUCGAUUACCCUUCUACUGCGAAUUGGGUUGAUUGGACGCUGGCAGUUGUGCUCACAUCUUUCCUCUAUGUGCUCGGAUUAUACGAGAUGAACUCUCUUGGAAGAUGGUCGUGGUCCUUCGUCCAGGACCGCCGCUAUCUCUUUGCAUCAGGGUCAUCAGCAACACCAUAUUGUGCCGGCGUCGUCGCCUGCCUCGUCUGGACCGCUUUCUUCCAAUAUGCACUCCUAACAUACUGGAAUGACCCAGGAUGGGGCAAUCCGCCAGUCUCUGGCCCCGCUUACGCGUUUGGUGUAUCCCUGAAGCUAGUCGUUGGAAUGUUCAUCGUCGUAUGCAUCCUAGCCGGCAUUUUUGCCUUUAUUCUGCUCGUCAAACUGCUUCCAGCCCCUUUUGCAGUCCCGCAACGCGCACAAUCAUUGGUGCAAACGUUGGCGGCGAAGGUGUUCGAAGCGCUUCUUGUCGUGUCACCCAAACAUUUCCAGGCCAAUCGUUGGUGCCGGUAUAUCUUCGAGAAGAACGACCUUCCAGCGCCCUACAAACAACCCUUCAUUGUCCAUUUCUCCAUCUGGAUGCUCAUCGCCUUAUUUGCAGCCUCUGCUCCUCCUCUCGCAUAUUUGACGUACAAGACACUUAAGUCGUUCCUUACGCCAGUGUUCUUGUACGGCACCCCUGGCUUUGAAAACAGUCUAACCACCCCGUAG